This is a messenger RNA of Alternaria burnsii, 531 nucleotides long. RefSeq lists its product as uncharacterized. NCBI's taxonomy places the organism in Eukaryota, Fungi, Ascomycota, Dothideomycetes, Pleosporales, Pleosporaceae. The coding region runs from base 1 to 531 and encodes 176 amino acids. The transcript is spliced from 2 exons. The record is from RefSeq and is a predicted model, not a curated record.
AUGCGUUUCCCCUUCCUCGCGCUUGCGCUCGCCGGCUCGGCCGCUGUAACAGUCGCAGAGAGCGAAUACGACCGCCCCGAUCUUACGGACACAUACUGGGACGUGAGCAUUUCUGCACAGUCCGGUCGCCCAGGCUACAGCAUCCGCGACUUCAACGCUACUUUCCAUUCAUCAAUCACCAAUGCCAUCGAGGGAAAGUGUCACUACAGUUUCGUGCCGCAAGGCACCAGUGCGCCUGCCGAGACGGAUGAGUGUAGCACGGGAUUGAAGUAUGGAUGGGACUACACGAACGUUACGUUCCUAGAGCAGACCCUCGUUCUGGGUAACGACACUUUUUGGAUUUACGGACUGUCAACCAAGAUAGAGACGACUCGCAAGAGCGAUGGCAUGAGCAGCACGACCAAGGGUGAUGGCAGGGUGGAUAUCAGCCAUUAUUGUAUCAAACCCGGAUCGGGGACCUACAGUGGAUGUGGAUACGCUAACGGUUGCGUAUCCACGAAGUGCAACAACGAGAAGACAGGCGCUGCUUAG